AUGGGUCUAAAGGAAGAAGCAUGGCCAUCUUCGGCCUCGUUCGACGAUCUCGCAGAAGCUCUCUCCGACCCACAAUCGAAGAAAGAUGCGAUCAAGCAGGCAGGCACAAUUUUUGCGUUCACACUGAAGAAUGACAAGGGCGAGGAGAAGUCGUGGUUCAUCGAUCUGAAAGAGACCGGUGUAGUCGGCAAGGGUCUGGCACCAGAGGGCAAGAAGGCAGAUGUCACCAUGAUCCUCAGCGACGAGAACUUUGCCAAGCUCAUCGUUCAGAAGGCCAACGCCCAGAAGCUCUUCAUGAGCGGCAAGCUGAAGGUCAAGGGUAACGUCAUGAAGGCCACGAAGUUGGAGCCCAUUCUCAAGCGGGCACAGCCAAAGGCUAAGCUUUAG
Molecule: messenger RNA, 387 nt
Organism: Fulvia fulva
Lineage: Eukaryota; Fungi; Ascomycota; Dothideomycetes; Mycosphaerellales; Mycosphaerellaceae
Product: Fatty acid-binding protein
Exons: 3
Coding region: 1-387 (128 amino acids)
Cellular component (GO): cytosol
Source: RefSeq, a predicted model, not a curated record